Messenger RNA from Marasmius oreades (fairy-ring Marasmius), 1314 nucleotides. RefSeq lists its product as uncharacterized. NCBI's taxonomy places the organism in Eukaryota, Fungi, Basidiomycota, Agaricomycetes, Agaricales, Marasmiaceae. The transcript is spliced from 4 exons. Gene Ontology annotation, molecular function: phenylalanine-tRNA ligase activity; tRNA binding; ATP binding. The coding region runs from base 1 to 1314 and encodes 437 amino acids. Gene Ontology annotation, biological process: phenylalanyl-tRNA aminoacylation. Gene Ontology annotation, cellular component: cytoplasm; mitochondrion. The record is from RefSeq and is a predicted model, not a curated record.
AUGUUGAGGAUACGUCCCGUCCAUCUGCAAUCUUGCUGGCGUUCGACUUUGGCACGAACAUAUAGUGUGGUCAGUCCGAAAUAUCCCCCCACGAUUGAAAUUCUAGGCGAAUACCACCCAACGGAUGAAGUCACAAACAUCACGCCUGCCAUCAUCUCGAAAAUACCUCUCCGCCUGCACAAGCACCCCGCACACCCGCUUUGCACUCUUCGUUCUUUGAUAGAAUCACAUUACCCCGAUUUUUCCUCCAUAACACCACCUUCACCCCUCGUCACACCCUUCAAGAACUUUGAUGAACUAUCCUUCCCAAAAGACCAUCCGGGGCGCACUGUCACGGACAGUUAUUACAUCAACAAGGAUCUCAUGCUCCGAACACACACUUCUGCUCACGAAGUAGAAGUCUUUCGAGACCAACAGACCAAGUGGCUCUUGACUGCGGACGUGUAUCGACGCGACGAAAUAGACGGAUCCCAUUAUCCUGUGUUUCACCAGAUGGAAGGAGCAAGACUAUUCGAUGCAAACCUUUCUGGCAUGAAGGAAGUUGAAGAAGACAGUGAAAGACUGGAACAACGUUUGUUACGGUCGAAUAUCAUCAUUCAAGACAUUCCGCACAUCUCCCCGACAAAUCCUGUCCAACCAGAACAUGACCCGGUUUACGCUGAAGCUAUGACGCGGAAUUUGAAAUUGUCUUUGAAUAGCUUGAUACUCAAGUUAUUUGGGGCACAACAACAACAGGAGCCAUUGAGGGUGAGGUGGAUAGAGGCUUAUUUUCCCUUCACAAGCCCGAGCUUCGAGGUGGAGGUGUUCUUUGGAGGGAAGUGGUUAGAACUUUUGGGCUGUGGGGUCGUCGUGCAGUCGACACUGGAUGCUUCUGGUGUACAAAAUAAAAUUGGAUGGGCCUUUGGACUAGGACUGGAACGUAUUGCAAUGGUAUUAUAUUCGAUCCCAGAUAUCAGAUUGUUCUGGUCAGCAGAUCCGCGCUUCAUGUCCCAGUUCAAACCCGGCGAAAUCACGCCGUUCAAGACGUACUCUAAAUAUCCAUCGUGUUUUAAGGAUGUUAGUUUCUGGACUGCACAUGGUACAGAACUACAUGAAAAUGACUUUUGUGAUCUUGUACGUGACGUUGCCGGAGAUCUUGUGGAAGAUGUCAAAAGAAUUGAUCGCUUUGUUCAUCCCAAAACUCAACGCACCAGCCUUUGUUACCGUAUAAAUUAUCGGUCUAUGGAUAGAUCGCUGUCCAACGAGGAGGCUAACGUGGUGCAACAGCAAGUAAUAUCUCGCCUGCAAAACGAUUUCGGAGUAGAGAUUCGUUAA